GGACAAUGAAGAUGAAGGAAGCGGGUAUUUGAUCCGAAAUUAUGGCGUUGGGCGCUUAAUCUGCACAGCCAGUGCUGAUGCUGUGAGCCAACACGAGGAUAAAACGAGGAAGACGCGCCAGCAGAAGACUUCAACGACGACUCCACUCCUGACUUGAAUCUCGAUCGAACAAAACACUCACAUCGUCGCAGCUUUUGUCCCAUAUUCAUCUUUCUGUGCACGAGUCAAGGAAAUCUGGAUUCUGCCAUGAAUCCCGAAACCAAAAUCAUGUCGCAUCGACCUCCUGCGAAGCACGAGAAUUCAGUGACAAUGCCUUACCGAAAGACCAGAGUGAAUGAUGGUAUCAGGUACAUCCUACACCUGCCCGGUGGACAGCAGAUUAUCUGCUAUUCAUGUGAUGGGACGUUUCGAGUCUGGGACUUGGAGACGGGCACGCAGGUCAAGGAAUGGGAGGACAUAAAAUAUCAAGUGUUCUCUACAGCAUUGUCGCCGGGCAGCAAGACAGUAGCAACCGGGCAUGGGGAUGGCGUAGUGAAAUUGUGGGACGUCGACACAGGCAAGGUCAUCAAAACAUUGACGGGGCACGCCGUGACAAAGAGAGUGCAUGCUGUGUGCUGGAGUCCAGAUGGAGAGCGAGUGGCGGGCGGAUUCGAAGGUGCGGUGUUGAGAGUGUGGGACGUCAAGAGCGGAGAAACUGUACUUGGGCCAAUCAACGCAGCCUCCGGAGAUCCAAACGGUGCUGACAUGUACGAGGUUGGCUACUCACCUGAUGGCAAGAUGAUUGCCACGGCCGUGUUCACAUCGUGGCUGAAAAUAUGGGAUGCCAACACAGGCGAAUUUCUCAAAUUGCUCGUGGUUUUUUCUCGUAUAGCUACGUGCUUAGCAUGGACCUCGGAUGGCAAAACACUUUUCUCCGGGGGAUGGCGUAAUAUCACGAAAUUCAACCUAGCCACCAGGUGGUCACGAAUAGCUGUCAUUGAUGUGAACUGGGAGGUGAAAAACUUCACAGGUUGUGUCGGUACAAUUUCGCUCUCUCCCAAUCAGCGCAUUCUCGCAGGUACACCAUUCCUGGGUAGGACAGUGCAACUGUGGAACGUUGAAACCAAUCAACCCAUCGGGCCACUUCUUCGGCCUGAAGGUGAUGGCGCGGUCUUUCAAUCCACUACCUUUUCUGCAGAUGGAAAGUUCCUUGUCACUAGCUGCGAAGACUACCUAUACACAUGGGAUCUUUCUGCUAUCGUCAAAGAAGCUGGCCUUCCAUUAGAUAUUCUUGAUACUACACCGCGACCAGCUCCAAAGUCAAAAGAUGUUCCUCGAAUACCCCGAGGGUUUUUUGACGAUGACCUACGAAGGGCUAAUUCGCGCAUUCGUCUAUCCCAAUCCCAUCGGCCAUAUCACCUCACUCCAGCACCUCGUCAACGCACCCUCGAUCGCUUUUACUCAUUCUGGCACCGCCCAAAGUCACAGAGCAAAUCUGACUACCAUACUCGACCUCGGUCCCACCUUCUUAGCCGGACUCGAAACCUAGUAUCUGGUAUACUAGGCAGACGAGAUAGCUCGGACUUCGAGGUGCAAGAGGUCGAGGUCCCUUGCACAGCGGGAAAAGAAACUAUCAUGCUAGAAAGAAGCCAGCUCGCAGCUCGUCUCGACCUCCCAAAGUCCAAGUCACUCAAAGACCUAGCGCGUCAUCACAACUGCCACCUCCAACUGCCACUGCCUCGACACUUUCUGCUGUCAAUGAUACCACCGGAGCAUCGGGAAUACCCUCACGUCCUCAUAUCACCGGUGGUGGAUGGCGCGUUCGUUUUCGAAGCGACAUUUUGAUUUCCGUGUUUCAUUCGUAUUUUGCUGCCUCAUCUGUAGUGAAUUCCAUUGACUCUUCUGCCUUCAUCGCAUAGUACGGGUGGAGGCUGGGAAGGUGUGACCAGGAUAGCAGAAA
Molecule: messenger RNA, 1939 nt
Organism: Suillus bovinus
Lineage: Eukaryota; Fungi; Basidiomycota; Agaricomycetes; Boletales; Suillaceae
Product: WD40-repeat-containing domain protein
Exons: 7
Coding region: 247-1824 (525 amino acids)
Molecular function (GO): protein binding
Source: RefSeq, a predicted model, not a curated record